AUUAACUAUUUUUUUAAUUUUCGUUGUAAGAUUUUGUAUUUUUAUUUCAUCUUUCACUUUCAUUUAAUCUUUCUCCUGCUUUUUCGUCAUUCUUUCGCUGGAUACGAAAUGAGAAUUGCCGUCUGUUUUCAGUAUAAUAUGAAAUGUUCAUUUUGAUAUAAUCCACCAAAUUUUUAGACAAUCAAAAUUCAUAAAAUUAGUAAAUUUAGUCAGUAAUGAAAGUAAGAUGAAUAAAAAGCGUGGUUAGUUACGUGGUUACACAAAUUAGUCGUUACAUCUUUAUGUCCUUACAUAUUGCCUAUAAUCAAUUUUCUCUCUGCUUUUACCAACUCAUUUCCGUGAACGAGGUGUAAGGUGAUCAUACUUUUAAACCAAGGUUUUACUUUAAAAUGUGGAGUGUUUAUUUACUAUUUGCGAUUUUUCCAAUUUUGUUUUUAAUUAGACAAUUAUGUUUAAAUCUAUAUAAAGAACAUAAAAACGUUUGUAUUGUUGUUCUUGGAGAUUUGGGUAGGAGUCCUAGAAUGCAAUACCAUGCGAUGUCAUUUGCGAAAGAAGGUUACACAGUGGAUUUUAUAGGUUAUCCCGGUUCAUUACCUUUAAAAGAAAUAAGAGAAAAUUCUUCUAUACAUAUUUAUUAUCUUCAUCCUCCCCCAGAUAUAGAAGAUAGAUUGUCUCGUUUACCUUAUUAUGUAAUAAAAACGAUAUGGCAAACAUCUAACCUUAUAUGGAUAUUAUUCACUAAACAUAUAUCAAAUUAUAUAUUAAUACAAAAUCCACCUGCAAUACCAACAAUUCUAGUUUGUUGGUUUUAUUCCAUAGUUGUUGAUUCAAAAUUUAUUAUUGAUUGGCAUAAUUAUGCACAUACUCUUAUGGCAUUAACACUGAAAGAUGACCACUUACUUGUAAAAUUUGCAAAAGUAAUUGAAACAUAUUUUGGUUCUAAGGCACAUUAUAAUUUUUGUGUGUCUCAAGCAAUGAAGGAAGAUUUACAAUUGAAAUGGGGCAUCAAAGCUGAGGUAUUAUAUGAUCGACCAUCAAAUGAAUUUCAGCCUAUAUCAUUAACAGAAAAACAUACAUUUUUAUUAAAAUUAAGUGAAAAAUAUAAUGUAUUAAAAGGUUCUGAGGAGAACUCAACUGUAUUUACGAAAUAUAUAGAAAAUGAAGCACAAUUAUACUCUAAAAGGCCUGGGUUUAUUAUAUCAAGUACAAGUUGGACAGAAGAUGAAGAUUUUUCAAUAUUGUUAAAUGCAUUACAGGAAUAUGAAAAUACAUUUGAACAAGAUACUUGUAAACUACCAGAUUUGAUUUGUAUGAUAACUGGUAAAGGUCCUUUGAAAGAAUUUUAUACGGCUAUUAUAAAACUAAAGAAUUGGAAACAUGUCAUAAUCAUGACACCAUGGCUUGAAAGUGAAGACUAUCCUAAAAUGUUAGCUAGUGCAGAUUUAGGCAUUUGUCUCCACAUAUCAUCUAGUGGAUUGGACUUACCUAUGAAAAUUAUUGAUAUGUUUGGUUGUGAGCUUCCAGUUUGUGCAUAUAACUUUAAAUGUUUAUCAGAACUUAUUAAAAACAAGGAGAAUGGAAUGAUUUUUUCGAAUGACAAAGAACUAGCAGAACAAUUGAAAUCAUGGUUUGAAGAUUUCCCUAAUAACGAUAUUCAACACCAAUUGGAUACAAAAUUUCGCGAGGAGUUACAUAAAUUUCAAAAAAUUCGGUGGCAUGGUAACUGGUCUUCUAUUGCCUUACCUUAUUUUAAUCAAUAAUUUAUGACUGUAAUUUCGUUAAUGCAUAUAUUAUUUUUAUUAUAGCCUUUAUAAUAUAUAUUUUGUUCAUUUA
Molecule: messenger RNA, 1833 nt
Organism: Bombus pyrosoma
Lineage: Eukaryota; Metazoa; Arthropoda; Insecta; Hymenoptera; Apidae
Gene: Alg1
Product: chitobiosyldiphosphodolichol beta-mannosyltransferase
Exons: 6
Coding region: 390-1760 (456 amino acids)
Cellular component (GO): endoplasmic reticulum
Molecular function (GO): mannosyltransferase activity
Source: RefSeq, a predicted model, not a curated record